AUGUCAUUCACACUACCUGAGACGAUGAUGCCGUUGGCCUCGAGAACGGUGAAGGAAAAAAUUGUUCCUGAGAAACAGGAGAAAACCGAAGCAGAAGCUGAACGACUUCUUACAUAUCAGAAAAAAGAGUUCGAAGACAUUAUUGAGCGACAACAGGAACGCAUCCGGACCAUGCGGACGACUGUUACUAUCGACAUCGAGUGCAAUGAGGGACUGCGCCGUGCCCAACUAUUAGCAGAGAAGCGGGGGCUGGAAGAGGAGCUGGAUGUCCUUACUGGGAAGUUAGAUGAUCUUCAUGCACGCUGGAAAGAGGCGCGUCAAAUGGGCAAUCACGAAUUUCAGUGGGGAGAGAUAAAAUCUAACCUUGAAAAAACUAUAGGCCGCACCUGUGACCUCCAGGCGGAGAUUCAGAUCUCGGGAAAACAGUUAGAGGCGGUUAAAACAUCGACCGAAACUGAAAAGGAACGGUUAAACACAAUUCGAAAGGAACUUCAACGGACACAGCAGCAUGUGAAGUGGAUGCUGGAGUGCCAGACUGUUGAUGAACAGAAUUUUAAGAACCGCAUUCGGGACGAAGAGGAAUACCUUCGACAACUCAUGGAAGCACGGGACACGACAGAAAAAGAGGUUGCUCAGUUAACGGCGAAGGAAGGGCUCGAGAUGCUGCCGCUUCAAGAAGACGUCGACGUGUUGGAGAUGUACUUGGAAGAAAUGCAGAGGCGCACUCACGCCCUCCAGAUCCAGUGUCAAGACCUUCGACAUCAGGUGGAGGAGACAAAGAAAUCGGCAGAGGUAUCGGAUCAAGCAUCGCUGUCAUUGGCUUAUCAGCGUGCUGUGGAGUAUGUUGAUCAGAAAUUGAUUCAGUCUUUGAAUGGAAAACAGGAGCUGGCGCGCCGUCAGCGUCUCGUCCCAUUGUCUGUAAAUACCAACAGGGCGCUAUGGCUGCGGAAUUAUCUUGAUGUGUGGAACGGCAUUUCCCACGACUGUAAAAGGAUACUUAAGGAUGCAAAACCUGUAACUGAAGGUGACAUUACAGAACGGAAGCGACAAAUUGAAGUCGCACAGCAAAGACUCAAUGAAGUUACGGGUGUGCAGGGCGGAGAAUCGAGGGAAAAGCAAGGUGCUGUGAUGAUGGUAGAGAACUUGUUUUACUUGAUGCGAGAACGGCAGAAGACAGAAGCUCAGCUCCAGCAACGUCUUGAAGAGGCUGCAAGUGGCAUUGGUGAACCGCCUUCGUCUUAUGUUUCUCUUGUCAAGACAGAAGGGUACAACGACAUGAUUGACGAUGAUGACGAUGAACCGCUUUUGCCAACUGAGUUAAAUGAGCAGCUGAUUGAUCCUAUUGCGGAAGAAAACCAUGAAGAGGCUCUUGAUGAAAUGCGCAGUGCGGUUGAAUUCACUCCUGACAAUUUGAGGGAAGUUGAAAAGCUUCAGCUGGCGGCACAUCGCUCUCGUGAUCAGUUGCGAGUGUUUCUGCAGCAGAAAUCGUUGCUAUUAAAUGAGCAGAAUGCGCGGGCGCAUGUACCACUGCGACGUGCAGUGCCGUAUGUCCCACCGAACACAAUAGAGGGUGCGCUGAGCCAGAUCCAAGAGAAACUGGUUGGCGAGGUUUUGAGUUUUGUGAAGAGCCGAAAGCAGAAAAUAGCGCGGGGACAUAUAGAUCCGCGACAAGAGACUAUUUCAUCGGAUCCACGUUACACAGUUGAGGCAAACGAUAUACAGGCGAGGGCGCGCCGAUUGCUCUCUGAAUAUCGAGGCACAUCCUUCUCUGCUGCUGAUCGCAAGUGGAGCGCGACGCGGCCGUCUCCCGUAUCGGGCGUAUUUCAGCGCAUUAUUGUAGAGGGUGCUCGCCUGCCGCCCGAUAUCAUGAGUGCCUCACCAGCGCGACAGGCAAAGUAUUUCCUGUCGUGUGCUGUACGAGGCUUCACUGCCGUAAUGCUAGAUCCGGGAAGCGCUACUCCCACUGUGCGGCAGCUUUUUCUCACUAGGGAUCUCAACUGGCUUUGCGCGCGUGACGUGACCAAAACGGAGGUGGCAGGACUUGAUAAGGUCGAUGUCACUGUGAAGCUGUCGGAUGUGUGCAACAUUAUUGUGACACCAGACCAACGAGUCACUGUAUCGAAGCUGAAACCGGACUUCUCGUUCGCCAUUAUGGUAAACGCGGGGAGAGACCGUAGUGCCUGUUGGGUUGUGCAAACUGACAACAGCGAGAGCAGAAGAUUUUGGGCGUAUGUGCUUGCGUGGAUAGUUAAUGAAGCUGCAUCCAACAACAAGGAUGCGAUUAUCGUUAGACUAAGGGCCGCGAACGAGAUCCUUGUGUUGGAUGCUGUAGGGGCAACCGCGGAUAGCGUGGAACCCACGGAUCGUCAUGGGCUGCUGGUGCAAGUUGAUGACAAAUGA
Trypanosoma grayi is the source of this 2400-nucleotide messenger RNA. RefSeq lists its product as hypothetical. Bases 1 to 2400 code for a protein of 799 amino acids. The record is from RefSeq and is a predicted model, not a curated record. The transcript has a single exon. Lineage: Eukaryota; Euglenozoa; Kinetoplastea; Trypanosomatida; Trypanosomatidae.